CCGGUGUGCGGCGGGGCGGCAUUUCCUGGCGGCGGCGGCAGGAGGAGGAGGAUGGUGCUGCUGCACGUGCUGUUCGAACAUGCGGCCGGGUACGCGCUGUUCGCCGUGCGGGAGGUGGAGGAGAUCGGGCUGCAGCUGCCGCAGGUGGAGGACAGCGUCCUCACCAUCGGCAAGUUCCACAACAUGGUGAAGCUCGUGGCGUUCUCGCCGUUCCGGUCGGCGCAGAGCGCCCUGGAGAACAUGAACGCCGUGUCCGAGGGGGUCCUGCACGAGGACCUGCGGCUGCUGCUGGACACGGCGCUGCCCCCCAAGAGGAAGAAGGUGGUGCUGGGGGUGGGCGACGCCAAGAUGGGGGCGGCCGUGCAGGAGGAGCUGGGGGUGCAGUGCCAGACCGGGGGUGUCGUGGCUGAGCUCCUGCGGG
Neopelma chrysocephalum (saffron-crested tyrant-manakin) is the source of this 421-nucleotide messenger RNA. RefSeq names its product nucleolar protein 56-like. The annotation marks the transcript as partial. Gene Ontology annotation, cellular component: small-subunit processome; box C/D methylation guide snoRNP complex. The transcript is spliced from 4 exons. NCBI's taxonomy places the organism in Eukaryota, Metazoa, Chordata, Aves, Passeriformes, Pipridae. The record is from RefSeq and is a predicted model, not a curated record. Gene Ontology annotation, molecular function: snoRNA binding.